Enterobius vermicularis (human pinworm) is the source of this 2889-nucleotide messenger RNA. Lineage: Eukaryota; Metazoa; Nematoda; Chromadorea; Rhabditida; Oxyuridae. The record is from the annotation of a GenBank genome assembly.
AUGGUACGUUAUGAGCUAUACGGUGGACCUAAAGAAAUUACCAAGUGUUGUUCUACGCCACAACUUAUGGAUGAUCUAUCGGAAAUUGAUGAGACAGGUGCUCGAAUUGAGCGCGGAGUUUUGGAGAGGUUGCAUUCAGUGGUUGAUGGAUACGGCACCCAAAUAGCGUUGGUGAAUGAAAUGCUCAAUGCAGAAAAUGCGAAUCUUCGGGAUCGAGUAUGUGAGUUAGAGAGGAAAGUCCAGUCACAGGAAGAUGAAUUGGUAUGUCUUCGUUCUUCUGUGGCGGACUUUCUUCGACGUUUGUCGUGCUUAGAACAAGCUGCUUCAUCUCGAACCGUAAACCCGCCAACUAAUCAACCUUCUGCUUAUGAAAAAGAUGUUUUUAAACGUCUUUCGACGAGGCCUCAUCGCUCAAUGUUUAAAGCUGUGUCCUUAAAAAAUCAGUCAAAUUAUGCUUUAGCUGAAAGAAUUCGAGCGGUUAAUUCUCACAGUGAUCCACGAACCACAUUUACUCUACACGGGAGUGCGUCGUCAGUAAUGAGAAAUGGCCGGUGUGAGAGUUCUUUAAUCUCGGUACCGAAUCACUCUGAUAUUGCUACGGAGAGUAGUUCUUUCCAGAAUCGAAAUGGGCCGGGUACAUCUCGACGUUUUGUGCGAAAUUCUGAUGAUACUCGUGGGUUUGUCAAUGUGCCGGUGGGACGAAGUCUAAGAGGUAGUCCAAUGAGGAAAUGGAUGAGUAGUGCAGACAUGAAAAUGGGAAGUACUAACAAAGCUCAUUUAUCUCAUAAUGGUGACUCUGAUAGUAUUACAGCUCCGACUUGGAACCUAAAAAGUGCCAGAUCUGUAAAGAGACUUGGAUCCUUGACUAGUUUGGCUGCUUCUCACCGUUCGCUUAACCACCUGGGGCCACAUCAUCGAGAUCCGAUAUAUCUGCAAGAACAGCGUAUGUUACAAGUAAUUAUUAGAGGUAAAACAACGUUACUGCCAGUCCCAGCUUCCAUAGAACGUAUAGUGCCUACUUCUGAAAUUGAUCCUCCACUUAGCACCUGCCCACGGCUUGAAUGGGUGCAUGGGUAUCGUGGCAAAGAUUCGCGCAAUAAUCUUCAUGUUCUACCUACUGGAGAAAUUGUUUAUUUCAUUGGUGCAGUCGUUGUUUUGUUUGACCCAGAUGAAAUGUCACAGAGACACUAUACUCAACAUACCAGUGAAAUUAAAUGCAUUGCUGUACAUCCUAAUAAGCUGCAUAUUGCAACAGGUCAAACGUCGAGACAUUCUCCUGAAAAAAAGAUUUUGAAUGAGCAUAGGUCUCCAAUAUGCUCACCUGCUGCAUUGGAUAGCGUUUUGGAAUCGGAACAGACGCAGGCUCAUGUACGUAUAUGGGAUUCUGUAACGUUACAGACCAUCAGGGUCGUCGGCGUAAGUGAAGCUUGUUUCGAGAGAGGAGUUUCCUGUGUUGCUUUUAGCAGGCAUGAUGGUGGCGCACUACUUGCAGUAACCGAUGAUUCCUAUGACCAUACAUUAAGCGUAUGGGAGUGGCAAAAAAAAAAGAAACUUGCUGAAAUAAAGAGCGCUAACGAUCAAGUUUUCGCCUGCGAAUUUCACCCUUUUUUGAAGAAUUCACUUGUAUUAUUUGGAAAGGGUCACUUUAAUUUUUGGACUUUCGAGAAUGGUGUCCUCAAUAAAAAGCCAGUGGUGUUUGAAGGGCGUGAUAAACCGAGACUGGUGCUGUCCAUUUGUUUCGCUCCUUCUGAGUACGUUUUUUCUGGCGAUUCUGAUGGUACAAUAACAGCAUGGGAUUUCAGAAGUGUAAAAAUUGUUAGACGUGCAGUAAGGGUUCAUAAUGGAGGCGUUUGGUCGUUAUGUUCCUUGGGAGGCGGUCGUAUUGUAUCUGCUGGUAAAGAUCGUUGCCUAAUAGAAUGGAGUGAAAAUUUGGUUAAAUUAAGGGGACCAGUACUGAUAUCUGAGGAGGCCGGAAUCAUUCGAAGUGUUGUGCCUACAAGAGGUUCUGGACUAGUAAUUGGUACUACAAAGAAUGAGAUUCUGAAAGGUGACCUGGCCCAAGGCUUCAAGUUUGUCAUGCAGGGGCAUGCCGAUGAACUUUGGGCGUUAAGUACUAGACCAACUUUACCUCACUAUUUGACAGGGUCUAUCGAUGGGACGCUACGUUUAUGGGAUGCCUUCUCAAAGACAAUGAUUUGGAGCAUGCUAAUACAGGAGGGAAUCACAUGUCUCGAUUUCCACUGUAGUGGUCAGGUUUUUGCAGUUGGUACGGUGCUUGGACCCUGGAUGGUUUUUAAUGCGGAUACUCGUGAGCAAGUUCACUUGUGCACUGACGCUUCAGAACCUGUUUCGAGUGUCCGGUUUUCACCAGACGGCAAGCUCAUUGCUGUAGCUUCCAAAGACGCCCGGGCCUACAUAUACAAUAUCUCUGAAAAUCUGAAAAGUUAUUCAAAAGCAGCUCAGUUGGUUGGUUUGCUUUCUUUCAUAUCAACACUGGAUUGGUCCACCGACAACAGUCUGCUACGAUCAAAUAAUAACGACUUUGAGCAACAGAUCUGGAAUGCAACAACUGGAAGGCUGUCCGACACCGGGAAGGCGAGAAAUGCCGUUUGGAGUUCUUCAAGAUGCAUCGUCUCUUUUGAAAAUGGUUGUAUUGCGCAGAGUAUACCUGGAAUAAUGGCCAUUGAACGCUCACUGGAUUCGAAGUUUGUGGCAGUGGCAAUUGAUAACGGCGCUAUACGCUUUUAUCAGUAUCCAACUACUAGCAUUAUGGCUAUGUAUAGGGAGAUAUUCGGACACAGUGCAUUCAUAGGAAAUAUUGGAUUUUUACAAACCCACCUGAUCAGCAUUGGAGCCAAAGACAGUGCGAUCUUUCAGUGGAAGAUCUGA